GGUGAGCUACCAGUGCAGCAGGCAGCAGCCAACAGGGCUGCACAAAGGCAGCGGGAGAGCUGGGGAAGGCCCAGGCUUUAAAGAACAAGAGUGACUUGAGUAUGUUGUGCUGUGCCUGCAGAGAGGAGAGGCAUGGAGCAGCCCUGGCUUAAGAUGCUCUGCCCCUUUAAGAGCUGUGCGCCUCCAGAGGGACAUCUGCUUUAGAGAUGGCCUUGGGCCCCCUCAUCUUCCUGGCUGUGCUAGCUCUAGUUCAUCACCCCCUGAUGGUCAGUGACCACACAGACUCGGCCACACUGGACCGGCUCCAGGAGCAUGAGAAGCUGAUGAAAACAGAAAUGGGACGCCUGCAGACGGAAUUUGACCAGAAGGGCUGGAGCUGGGACCCAAAGCAGAGCCGGGAGGAUUGGGUGACAACCGAUCUGGCAGCAGAGGACGGAACCUGGGAUGGGUGGCACUAUGUAGGGCUGGUCAUUCUCAUCCUGUUUGGGUGCUGCAGACACACCAUAGAGAAGGAACCCAGUUAUGACUCCAGCACAGACUGCUCCAGCACCACCACCAAUGAAGAAGACUAUGACGACACUGACAUGGAACCUGAAUAUGACGAAUCCAAGCAAAAAAUGCUUGAGACCUUCUAUGAUCAGCACGUUGACCUGGAAACCAGUGAUCUGACCAGCAUGUGUGAUUUUGUGGAGACCUUUGUGAAUGACUUGCUGGAGGCUUGUCGCGGAGCCCUUCCCUACCAGAACACCCUCCCAGUGCUGGAGAAUUGCAUCGGGGUGGACAGUGCCUUUGAAGGAUGGCACACACAGAAGCCUUCCAAAGCUUUCCGCGUUCUCGUGCCCGUACUGCCACCCAAGGGGCACUCUUUCCACAUUGAAACUAGUGAAUCUGAGGGUGCCCCAAGCACACAUGGACACAUCUUGGUGGAGACAGAAUGUGUGUGCAAGAGAGAGAGGCUCCUGGGGGACGUGGUGUGUUUCCUUCACCAUCCAGAGCAAGAACUGAGCAGUGACAAGCAAGGAAUCUUCCUUAUCCACGUUUUGUGCACCAGCUUCCACUUGGAUGUGGAGAAAACCAUCCACUGGUUCCAAGGCCUGGUGGGCAAGGCCUGGCCCAGUAUCCAGCCCAAGUACAACCUUGACCUUGUGCCUCAGCCUUCUAAUAAAACAUGUCGACUGAAAUUGGCAUUCCGGUCAGGCAGGUCGAUCUCUGUUGACAUCAUACUCGGGGUGCAGCAAGGAGACUCCUUGGUCUUCCUGGCCACCCAACCUGCCGAGAUGGAUCGUUUGACUGGCACUGUGUGGCAGAAGUCCUUUGCUGUCCAGGAGUUGCUCUUUUUUAAGUGGGUGAGCCAGCGAGUCCCAGAGGAGAGCUGCCACCUGAAAUGUCUCCAAAUCAUAAUCUAUUUCAAAGAGUCCAGCCCAUCAGAGGGGAAGAACAUGGUGCUCACCAACUAUCACUACAAGACUUGCCUGAUGCAUCUCUUGCUCUUUCAGCCCCCGUUGGACUGGGGCCCUGAGAGCUCUGCACGAAGACUUCAGGACAUCCUCUUGUAUAUGCACACCGCCCUGCAGGAGAUAUAUCUUCAGCAUUUCCUUAUUGGUAACAUCUCCUUGCCUAUCCAGAUCCCUAUGCCUAAGGCCCUCCGGAGUGCGACACCCGUAAAUCUUUUCAGGCACUUGGCAGAGGACCCAAACCUUCAUGCCAAGGCAAUGAAGGAGUUUGCAGAGGUUGUACAACCAGUGAGGGUUCUGUUGACAGGGUACCGACAGUAGCAAAAGUCAGCUCUGUUAGAAAGACCAGCCUUUUGUGGCUCUUCAUAGACCCACAUACCCUAACAGGGUUGGAAAGGCAGAGGGCUGUGGCCAGCAAUGAAACAAAGCUGGCUUAGAUGUGUAGGAGCAUCACUGAUCCUGGGAUGGGGCCAUGUGGGUAUCGUCACAAUGUUCCCAUGCUCCACAUUGAUCUGGUAAAGGGCAGGUGAGGCUGCAAAAGGACCCAUCAAACCAUGCUGGUUUACAUUCUUAGUGCCAACUACUCUUCUGUAUUUUUAUAUGCUCCAGUUCCAAACGAAUUUGCUAUAUUAAACUUGAAAUAAAGGUU
Messenger RNA from Podarcis raffonei (Aeolian wall lizard), 2103 nucleotides. RefSeq names its product ITPRIP like 1 (gene ITPRIPL1). The transcript is spliced from 2 exons. The coding region runs from base 207 to 1775 and encodes 522 amino acids. The record is from RefSeq and is a predicted model, not a curated record. Lineage: Eukaryota; Metazoa; Chordata; Lepidosauria; Squamata; Lacertidae. Gene Ontology annotation, cellular component: membrane.